This is a messenger RNA of Diaporthe batatas, 771 nucleotides long. RefSeq lists its product as uncharacterized. The record is from RefSeq and is a predicted model, not a curated record. Gene Ontology annotation, molecular function: oxidoreductase activity, acting on the CH-OH group of donors, NAD or NADP as acceptor. Lineage: Eukaryota; Fungi; Ascomycota; Sordariomycetes; Diaporthales; Diaporthaceae. Bases 49 to 771 code for a protein of 240 amino acids. The transcript is spliced from 5 exons.
GUCGCUCUGAUACUCUUUGUUGGUUGUGUCUCACGCACACAAGAUUGCAUGAUGAGUUUGAUGGCUUCAGGCAAGACGGCUUUGGUGAUCGGCGCAAACCGUGGCAUCGGUCUCCAGCUCAUCAAGACCUUCAAAGAGCGCGGCUGGCACACGAUCGGAUCCGUGAGACCCGAUACUUUGGCAUCAAAUGAUCCGUCCAUUGAAGACCUCAAAGCUACAGGCUCUGAUGUCGUUGAGCUUGAUCUGAAGUCUGAACAGACCAUCAAGGAAACUGCACAAUCACUGGUGGAAAAGAACGUGACGAUCGACGUGUUGUUCCUCAGUGCCGGAAUCGGGGUCUAUCCACUGGAAUGGCAGGCGCACGAGAAGGAAGAUCUCAUGGAACGGUUCGAGGUCAUGGUGGUGGGUCCACUGUUGACUGUCAAGCACUUCCUGCCUCUCAUAAACAAAGACGGAACCGGCAAAAUUGCAUACAUGACUUCUUCGGACGCCAGUGUUGGCGCCAACGAUGGAGAUGCGAUUGGCUACCGGAUGACAAAGUCGGCUGAGAAUCAGCAGAUGAGAACACUGUCUAUCGACUUCAAAAAGGCUGAAAUCCCAAUCAGCACUCUGGCCUUCGAGCCAGGAUUCAUCAAGACUCGGCUGACGAGGUGGAAAGGCCACCAAGACAUUGUGGAGUCUUGCAAUGGCAUGGUGGACAUUGUCGAACGUAUGACGCCGGACAUGUUGGGUUCGUUUCUCAAGUGGAACGGGGAGACCAUCCCGUGGUAA